This is a messenger RNA of Paracoccidioides lutzii Pb01, 324 nucleotides long. RefSeq lists its product as hypothetical. The transcript has a single exon. The coding region runs from base 1 to 324 and encodes 107 amino acids. The record is from RefSeq and is a predicted model, not a curated record.
AUGACUCAGCGUGUUGCUGGAGGUUUCUGGAUUUUUCCUCACCAAGCUAACCUGGAAUGGACUAAGCUCUCCUUGUUAUUUCACGUGACCCGGGAGAAAACCUCCAGCCCCAACUGCGAUCUUUGGCUGAAACUCGAUGGGCUCCCUCCCCCUGGUAUCCUUCUGCGCUCCUCAUCGUUUCAACGGGUAACUAAUAGUGCCGCAAUUGAACGCUCUCCCAUCUCAUACCCGAAGAUGCCGGUUGUGUUGCCAAAUGGCGUUCGAUGGUCCAUCUCCCACCACCAGUGCCACCGCGGGGCCAGGGAGCAGCAGGCCCACGAGUAG